GCCAGUCAUGGAGCCCUGUUUGAAGACUAAUUCACCAGCAGGGCGACUGAGGGGAGUUAUGGAGGUGAAACAAACUGUUUGACAGAAUGACACAUUUCAUUCAUAAGUGCCAUACAGAGAUGGAUGAUUUGUAGCGCCAGAGAAGCGUGUGAAAAAAAUCCCAAUGCCAUUGGGAAACCUGGAGAUUGUGUUUAUAGUGGUGACAGGGGUCGUAUUGUUGUUCUCUGUGUGUAGUAAUAUUUUGGUUAUAGUGUUGGUGAUUAAAAACCCCAAAUUGAGGAACGUCACCAACCUCUUCAUCUGCAACCUUGCCAUCAGCGACAUCCUGCUCGCCGGCAUCGUCCUACCUCAGAAUCUACAUGAUGUUUCUCAUCCAACGGAUUACUAUGAAGGCGUGGUGCUGUGCAAGAUUACCAACUCCAUGCCCAUCUUCUGUAUUGUCGUGUCCAUCUACAGUCUGGUCGCCAUAUCAUGUGAACGACGCAAGGCCAUCCUGCUGCGGGUGGAACCUGAGCGACCAGGUCAUGCAGCUUUAAAAAUCAUCCCAGUAAUCUGGACGGGUGCAGCCGUCGUCAUCAUCCCCACAGUCAUCGAGUACUCCGUCUACAUCAGCGUCUCAGACGACAACAACAUCUCCGCCACGUCAUGCGCGUCAGUCACCUUCUCUUCGGCAGCCUCCAUCUCCAACGGCUUCGUGCUGCUGUUGACGGCGUAUAUCAUCCCCCUCAUCUUCAUCCUGGGCAACUACUUGAGAAUACUGAACUUUCUCCGAGAGCACGGGCUUUGUGAUGGGUCGAGGCGGAGGAAGAGCACUCCCAGAGGGUUCUUCAUUUACCGCCAUCGGGUGAAGAUAGUCAAGAUGCUCAUACUCGUGGCUGCCCUUUUCGCCAUAUCCUGGCUGCCUUACUUUAUACUACUCAUAUCACAGAAAAUAUCGGGUAGAGACGAUCAUAUGUUUGUGGGUGGCCCUAUAAACAUGAUCAAAAUAUCCUUAGCGUCGUUCAGCACGGCAUACAACGUCGUUCUCUACGCCAUCUACAACCGCAACUUCAGGGGAGCAUUUAAGAAAAUGUUUUACAAUCACAAAACCGUUGUCGACGGUACCGAUCUCGGCUGUAACAGGAGUCACAGUCGCAGUUCCACUAGCCUCCCUCUGGCUGCGAGACCACCAAUCGUAUCUCAGAUGUAGAC
Molecule: messenger RNA, 1191 nt
Organism: Haliotis rufescens (red abalone)
Lineage: Eukaryota; Metazoa; Mollusca; Gastropoda; Lepetellida; Haliotidae
Product: RYamide receptor-like
Exons: 4
Coding region: 164-1189 (341 amino acids)
Biological process (GO): G protein-coupled receptor signaling pathway
Cellular component (GO): membrane
Molecular function (GO): neuropeptide Y receptor activity
Source: RefSeq, a predicted model, not a curated record